AUGAAGUACACACUCACAGCACUUUCCAUGCUGACCAUAGCUGUGGCUCAGCAAGUCGGCACCGAAGAGUCUGAGAUACACCCCAAACUAAGCUGGCAAAAGUGUACAUCUGGUUCAUGCUCCAACGUCAACGCCGAGGUCGUUAUCGACGCCAACUGGCGUUGGGUCCACGAAGUUGGUGGAUAUCAGAACUGCUACGAGGGCAACUCAUGGACCGGACGAUGCUCUAAUGCAGACGACUGCGCCAAGAACUGCGCUGUCGAAGGAGCGAAUUAUAGCGGUACUUAUGGUGUUUCGACAAGCGGAAACGCCCUGACAUUGAAGUUUGUCCAGCAGCACUCGUAUGGCAAGAAUAUCGGCUCUCGCAUGUACCUGAUGAACGGUGACAGCAAGUACCAGAUGUUUACUUUGUUGAACAACGAGUUUGCCUUCGACGUUGACCUAUCCACAGUGGAGUGUGGUAUUAAUAGCGCUUUAUACUUCGUUCCUAUGAAGGAAGACGGUGGUCUCUCCUCCGAGGCCAACAACAAUGCUGGUGCCAAGUACGGUACUGGUUAUUGUGACGCCCAAUGUGCCCGCGACCUGAAGUUCAUUGGUGGCAGGGGCAAUAUCGAAGGUUGGGACUCCUCUGAGACCGACAAUAGCGGCGGAGUUGGCAACAUGGGCGCUUGCUGCGCCGAGAUCGACGUUUGGGAGUCCAAUGCUCAUGCCUUCGCUUUGACCCCCCACGCUUGCGAAGACAACAACUACCAUGUCUGUGAGGGUGACACUUGUGGCGGCACUUACUCUGAAGACCGCUACGGAGGCGGCUGCGAUGCCGACGGUUGCGAUUACAACCCGUACCGCAUGGGUAACCGUGACUUCUACGGUCCUGGCAAGACAAUCGAUACCAGGAAGAAAUUCACCGUCAUCACUCGCUUCCUGCCUGAUCGCAUGUACCAGGUUUUCAUCCAGGACGGCAGGACAAUUACUGUUCCUGGUGCGAAGUGGGACGGUAUUCCCGAAACCUCCGACAUUACUCCCGACUACUGCAGAGCUCAGUUUGCUACCUUUGGCGAGCGCGAUCGCUUCAACGAAGUUGGCGGAUACCCUCAGCUAAACGCUGCUCUCGAGAUCCCUAUGACACUUGUGAUGUCCAUCUGGAGCGACCACUACUCCAACAUGCUCUGGCUGGACUCCGUCUACCCUCCCGAGAAGGCCGGUCAGCCCGGCUCCGAGCGUGGACCAUGUGCUACAAACUCCGGCGUCCCCGCCGAGGUCAUUGAACAGUUCCCCAACGCCCAGGUCACAUGGUCCAACAUCCGAUUCGGCCCUAUUGGAAGCACCUACAGUGUUUCAACUUAG
Messenger RNA from Colletotrichum graminicola M1.001, 1344 nucleotides. Its product is annotated as glycosyl hydrolase family 7. The transcript has 5 exons. The record is from RefSeq and is a predicted model, not a curated record. Gene Ontology annotation, molecular function: hydrolase activity, hydrolyzing O-glycosyl compounds. NCBI's taxonomy places the organism in Eukaryota, Fungi, Ascomycota, Sordariomycetes, Glomerellales, Glomerellaceae. Gene Ontology annotation, biological process: carbohydrate metabolic process. The coding region runs from base 1 to 1344 and encodes 447 amino acids.